CUAUAAGGCUGGCGAGCGUAGCCCGUCGCUUAGACAGCCCGCUGUGCUAUCUGUGUGUGCGCGCGCGUGCGGCCGGGCGUAUCAUGUUGCUCUCGUCCUGAUACCGACGACUGCGUCUGACGCAUCGCGUCGUAAACUCGGCCGAUUAAUUUUUUUAUGUAUUCAUCUCGUCAGUGCGCGUGGACUCGAAACAUUUUGCGAUCGUCUGAACAUUUUAUUUAAUGUUUCGGGAAAUUUAAUUCAACCGAGGUAUUUGAACCCGAUUUUAUUGAAUUUAUAGUGCAAACUCUUUAUCAUCGAUGGAUAUCCUGAAAACGACGAUAUUUUCUCUGAUUGUGGCUUCCAGUUAUGCGCUGCCACCUCCAUGCCCUAGCGACAUCUACUGCCACGGCGAGCUGCUGCACACGGUGCAGAUGGCCUCGCUGUACCAGGACUCCAAGACGUUCGUGGACAUGAAGCUGCGCCGCUCGCCGCGCGAGACGCUGCAGCAGUUCCGCGCGCUCAUGCAGCGCACGGGCAGCCGGCCGUCGCGCGACCAGGUGCACCGCUUCGUCAACGACUCGUUCGAGCCGGAGGGCAGCGAGUUCGUGCCGUGGGACCCGCCCGACUGGGUCGAGCAGCCGGCCUUCCUGGCGGGCGUGCGCGACUCGGAGCUGCGCCGCUGGGGCCAGCAGCUCAACAACCUGUGGAAGCUGCUGGGCCGCAAGAUCAAGGACGAGGUGCGAGACGACCACGACAAGUACUCCAUCAUCUACGUGCCCAACCCGGUGAUCGUGCCCGGCGGACGCUUCCGCGAGUUCUACUACUGGGACUCGUACUGGAUCGUGCGCGGCCUGCUGCUGUCCGAGAUGCGCCACACCGUCAAGGGCAUGCUGGAGAACUUCCUGUCCAUCGUGGACGAGUACGGCUUCGUCCCCAACGGCGGCCGCAUCUACUACAGCAUGCGGUCGCAGCCGCCGCUGCUCAUCCCCAUGGUGGACAGCUACGUGGAGUCGGCGGACGACGACCAGUUCGUCAGGGACCACAUCCACACGAUGGAGAAGGAGUUCCAGUACUGGCUGACCAACCACACGGUGGUCGUGGAGAAGGACGGCAAGUCCUACAGGUUGGCGAGGUACUACGACGCUUCCGACGGGCCCAGGCCGGAGUCCUACAGGGAAGAUUUCCAAAGUGCUAUGAUAUUCAAGACUGACGACGAGAAGCAAAACUUUUACUCGGAGCUCAAGGCGGGAGCGGAAUCUGGGUGGGAUUUCUCAAGUCGAUGGUUUAUUUUAAACGCUACCAAUAAAGGCAACCUGACAAACCUGAAGGUGCGCUCAAUCAUUCCGGUUGACCUGAAUGCCAUCUUGUACUGGAACGCGAAGAUCCUGUCGUCGUUCUACCACCGCAUCGACAUGCCGGACAAGGCGGUGGAGUACAUGAACGUGGCCCAGGAUUGGCUGCAGGCGGUCACGGAUGUGCUGUGGCACGAGGAGGUGGGCGCCUGGCUCGACUACGACACGCUGAACGAGGUGAAGCGAGACUACUUCUACCCCACCAACAUUGCGCCACUGUGGACGGGCUGCUACCACCCGGCCAGCACGGGAAACACGCAGGUCGCCAAGAUACUCAAGUACCUGGACAAAACCCAGGUGAUGAUCAACCUGGGCGGCAUCCCGGCCACUCUGGAGCACUCGGGCGAGCAGUGGGACUACCCCAACGCCUGGCCGCCGCUCCAAUACAUCAUGAUCCUGGGCCUGGAGGCCACGGGCGACGACUGGGCCAAGGAGCUGGCCUUCCAGAUCUCGGAGAAGUGGGUGCGCUCCAACUACAAGGCCUACAACGAGAGCCUCGCCAUGUUUGAGAAGUACGAUGCGACGGUGCCGGGCGGCCACGGCGGCGGCGGAGAGUACAACGUGCAGGUGGGCUUUGGCUGGACCAACGGCGUGAUACUGGAGCUGUUGCACAAGUACGGCGGCCGGCUGUCGGCGGAGGACCGCUUCGUGGAGGAGCGGCCGCCGCCCGGCACGGCGACAGCAGGAGUGUCCACCAUGGGCCAGGUGCUGACGCUGGUCGUCGCACUGCUCACGCCCCUCGCCGUGGGAUGCCUGGGGAUGAUUAUGUACCGGUUAAAGAAGAGGACGGACGCAAGCUACGCAGAUGGCAAGAAGACAUUUCCUAAGCUGCUAGGAGGUUACAUGGAGCUCAAAGACAUGGGGUUUGAUUGACGAAGCAUGCAAACUAGGUGCGCCAAGGUGCAUUGGAUGGCGUUGGUUCAGAUCUUAGUGAAAUAUGUGACUGAUCAGUUUCUGAAGAAGUGGAAAAUGGAAAGAAACUUAACACAUAAUAUUUCCACCAGAAACAUAGUCAUGAUCAUCGAUAAAGUACGAAGUAUUAUGGAAAAUAAUCAUUUCAAAUAUAUGAUGUGUUUGAGCUCUCUUUAGAUGUAAAUGUGUGUUAUGUGUGAUGUAGAAUACUGUAAUACUUUGACCAAAAUAAGUAUUUAUGACUUGGCGUUGUUGUUGAUGAGAGAAUUCAUAAAUUUAGUUUCAAGAACAUAUCACCAUCAUUGUGAUUUUUUUUUCAGCAAUAUUUAAUGUGUAAUAAUUCUUGUGUUUACUGUACUGCUCUCUGUUUUACCGGUUUGUGAUAUUUAGUGCUAUUCAAAACCCUGAAAAUACCUGUAGAUAUAUAUUGGUAAAAUAAUUUUAUAGUAUGCUAAUUUUGUGUUUGAAUGGUAUUAUAUAUUAAACGUGUCCUUCUUAAAAUAAUUUUUUAAAUGCCAGGCAUUUAACUCACUCAGUGAUCUAUGUAACUAUGUUACAAUGUCUUAACUAAAUAUUAUUUUCGCCUGAGCAUUUUUAUUUAUUUCUAUAUGAAGAAAAACUGUUAACAAUAGCUUAUUCUAUUGAUGUACAAAACAGCUUGCAUAAGUAAGUGACCCAUCCCUUAAUUGUAUGGGGAAUGUUUCCAUUUCCACCAGUAUUGAAAUGAAAAAGUUUCCUUAGUUUGGUCAGGUAGUCAUUGGCUAAGGUGACACCAGGCAGAAUGAAGGCGGCGGCUGUGUGCAUGCCUUAGACAUGUUCCUAGCUAGUGAGAAGAAUGUACCUAUGUCGUGAAUGGAAGAGUGGUCGUGAUGUGACACAAUGGAUGAUAUGGGGAACAGGUGAGAUUACUUAUUUAGUGAAUGGUCUCGGUUGAUCAUGACAAGUGAUCAAAUUGGUGAUUGAAGAGAAGAAUAAUAAUAUGUAUUGGCUACUAGAAAAUUGAACGAUAUUGAAUUCAAUGUGUUCAUGAUCACCAAUCAAUGAUUAUUCAAAUCACCAAGUUAAAAAAUACCACUAAUUUUAGACUGUGUAUUUUAUCAAUUAAUUUAUUUAUGUAUGUAUCGAUUGUUGUUUUGUGUGAUGGUAGUCAUCAGCAUUUUACCAACAGCAUCUUGCACACAUGUACCAAAUUUCUACUGAAUACCUUGGUUUUAAGAAAAUACAGGUAUUCAUUAUACCCCCUUACACUUCUCUGACCCCCUUAAUUUGUUGCCUUGACUGACAUUACGUGGACGACCAACUAACUAACAUAUCGCUCAUGGUACCCAACAUGUUGUGAUUCAACCAUCCUGGUAAUCUAACCUUGCAACACUGAUUACAAUGCAGAAGUAGUAGUUAUUUUUGUACAAUGUCGUUGCUUGCCAAGCACUGUCCUAAUUCAGACAAGAAGCGGAUCUGUGAUAAAUUUGGUACCUGCGUAACAACUUUCAUCUUGCAUUAGUAAACAAUUGCACGGUUCUCAGGGUAUUUUCAGUGUUGCAAGUCUUAGAAUUAUUUCUGUAUGUGUUAUGUACUGUUAUUGGUUUCAAAUCUAAGUUGUGUUUCACAAUUGAUACCAGUCAGGCAUAAAAAUGUUACACUCCCAACAGACUUGAAACACACUUUUAAACAAAAUGAAUCUAGGAUUUGAUUAGAUAUAUUUUUUUUAAUGCAGUUAAUAAUUUGCCAUUUGAUUCCAUUGCUAAAAAUUCUUUAAAGUUAUGUCAGUUUAAUGACAUGACAUUUUUUUUGUCACAUUGCAAUGCACAGGUUUUAAAACUUGCUGAAUUAUAGUGCACUCCAAACCAUUUGUUGACCUACAAGGUGUUUGUUAAUUCAGUUGCGAGUCGUAGGGCGGGGGGGGGGGGGGGGGGGGGGUGUUUAGUCAUGAACCAUCAUUCGUCCAGCCAACAAUCCAUAAGAGCAUGAACUUAUAGAACCAGGGCCCAUAAAUUGUGACAAAUCAGUAAUUUAACAUUCACACGGAGAAUUUGAGCUUAUUUACAAAUGUAUUAGGCUAUCUUUGCUUAUUUUUAGUCAAGUGUGUUUUCAUCGUAAUGACUGAGCCGUAAGCAUAACUGUACAGUGCAAGUUCCAUUCUCUUUCAGUCCUCAACUCUGUUACUUUAAACAAGACUCGUAUUACACAUGCAGGAAAGAGGAGCUUGGAAGAUGGGCUUCAGUAAGCAUUUGGAUUUGGGUCACAUACUUAUGCUUAGUGGAUGCGCUACAAGCAUUGUCACUUAGUGGCAGUGCUUGCUUCCCUAUGCUGAAGUAAUCUUAACAUGAACUUUUUGUUUUGUAGUGUGUUUGUAUUCAAAUUAUGUUUUUUUUUUUUUUUUUUUUUUUAAAUCUGUUCAAAGCUGGUGCACAAAGAUGUCCUCGUAGGUCUAGGUGCUGUAUUAAUACGUCCAAAAUAUCUGUACAUUGUUGUGUGAAAGAAUCUAGUACACACUGCCAUCUUUCUUGAGCAUAAAAGUGAACCAGAAUGAGAACUCCAUUUUUCAUGUAAGAUUCAGUGCAAUAAACAUAGACUAAUGUGCAGAGUAAAAGUUUCUUUUUUUGUUGUUGUGACUGUCAACAUGAUAGGAUGUGUAAAAGGAAAUUUUGUUACACAAUAUACAAAAUGAUUCCAACCAUCCUAAUUGUUUUUAGUAAAGAGAAGACUUCAGAGGCAACCAUCAAGUGUAAAUAUACACUCAUUCUAGUAAACUUUCCAUAUGAACUUCCAUCCAUGCCAAAACAUUAAAAAACUAUAGGAUUUGUGUGGAAAGAAAUAAUGUAGACCCUAACAUAUAAACUGUUAAACUGUGUGUCUUUUGUUAGUGUGGUGAUAUUGCAUAAAUAAAGCCAUUUAUGUGGGUUCGUGUUUGGAUAACUCCUGUGUAAACAUUCUACAGAAGUUAGUGGGUUAUUCCUUGUCUAUUUUUAUCUAUGCUUUGUUAGAUGUUAGCUGGUGUCCACAGAAAUUCUUCCUAAAUCAAAUUUUGGAAGGACCAUGUAUUGUUGGAACAAAACAUUAUCCAGUAUUCCAUAUGUAAUAUGCAGUUCCAGAAACAAUUCUGAAUUGUCUAGGGCCAUUUAAAAUUAAAAGACACUACUAUGCAGUUUCGAGUUUCAUCAGCCUCGACCAAGCCUUAAAUGUUGGUGUAUCACUUUUUAAUUCCAUAGUUAGUGUUGCUGUUGUGUUAAAGUAUUUCAACACUUAAGAACAAUGUAUUCUGUGAAAUCGUAAUAAAUGACCUACUCCGGAAGAUCCUUUCAUGUAGCACAGCUCGGAUGCUGGGGGAUGCUUUUUUAGUCCAUCACUGGAAAUCUGUGCCUGCUAUACAGUGUCCUCUGAUGUUUGUUCACUGAUUGUGUAGGUACCGCAUUUAACCACACAAGCUGUCUUAAUUUGUGCCCUUGGUUCAUGAUAUUCUUGUUCUGCUGUUACCAUUUUCAUGCAGAGAAAGAUAACAAUUCUGAGUAUUUUUAUGAACAUUACAAUUGCUGUGGCAAAAAAAAAAUUGCUGCAGAAUUUUAUAAACAGUUUGUUUAAAUGAAAAUUAUCAUUAAAAUUUCUCUGCAAUAGCAUGUUGUAUGUAUUUUAGGCUUUACAUCAAACUUGUGGAAGAAAUUAUGGUUAAAAAAAAAACAGCAACUUGUACAGCACAGUACAAAUAAGCUUGUAUACUGCCUGUUUGUACACUUGUGGACAUUCACACGACCCAAGAUAGCUACAAGUUGUGGUUUUGAAGUGUUUGCCUUGUGCUCAGGUUAUUCCCAUAUGCCAAUGUGUACUAGACUAAGACUGGCUUGCACAGUCGUGACUUGAGGCACAGGAUAGUAUUCCUACACUGGAUUACCUGACUCUGCAAGCGGCCUUAAUGUGACAUUGAAGAGUAAAUCCUGUUGUGACGAAACUGCGUUGUGUUCCGCCACUUUUACUGUUGCCGUUUGUUUUAGGAUGAAAACAGUUCAAUAGUCAUGCAUGACAUAAAAAUCUUAAGAUUUUAUAUUUUGAGUAGAACAAAUGAAAUGGUAUUAUGCAUUUGUGGCCAACCAUUUUAGAAUAGGUGCGUAUAUUUUUGUAGUUAUGUACUAUCAAGCACAUUCUUCAGAAGUGUUAAGUAUUAUUAGAAUUGUAGAGUUUUAUGAAUACAUAAGUAAACAAGUGCCAUCUCAGCAUUAUAUUGCUGUAAGCAUUUGAUUUGACUGUAACAAUGUGUGAUUCUAUCCCUAGAUUUCCUAAAAGAUUUAUGUAUUUAAUACUACAAAUGUGUUAAAGUUUGUAAACAGAACAUGAUAUUUUUGAUGUUAUGAUUUAAUUCUGACGUAUUAUAUUGUGAUAUGUAAUAAUAUUUAUUAUAAAAAUGUGAUUUUUUUAUAUAGCACCUCACACAGUGAAAAAACUUACUUAACCUUUGUUUUACCCACAGAUAAUUUAUUAUAAAUAAUAUAACCAGAAUUGGCAUAAAUAACUUUGUAGUAAAUAAGUGAUAUGCAUUCAAUUUUGACAUAAGUUAAAAUUGCAAAUCUUUGGUGAAAUGAGGGAGAAUGUAUUAAUUGUGGCAAUGGAUAGUUAUGCAUGUCUGGGGAUAUGAAUAAAGCUUUGGAUUCAGAACUGGAACUUAAAAUUAUAAAGGCAUUUGAACCUAUUUUUCUCUUUUAAAUACAAUGAAGUCCUGCUAAUCCAAGCCCCGCUUAUUCGAAUGAGUUACGGGUAAAAUGGAUAUUUAAAAAAAUAUAUAUUUUUAUUUUAAAAAUUAUUUUUUGUCUUAUUUCAAUUGUUGUGAAGUUAAGUGUGCUGCUUGUCUUACACUAACCACGUACAUCUUUACUAAAUAGGUAUAUGCAAGAUAAACUUAUAAAAAACUAUAGCCAAGAAAAACAAGAAGUACUUGCAAAUAUAAUAAUAUACAAACUAAACUAACAAACCACGAGCAAAUAUAAAAAUAACAACAAAAAAUUAGCACAUAAGAUAAACAUGAUUCACCUAACGUAUAGGGUAUUAAAAAAGGAGUUUAAAAGGUUGUUUAUAAAUCUAUAUAAUAUAAUUUCAAUAGUUUCCAAAUAUUUUAUGACAGAACAUUCAAAAAAUCUAACCAAAUGUAAACAAUUCUUAAAAUACUAACACAUUUUUUUAUUAUAAUUAAUUCUCAUUCUCACAUAUUCAGUCAUACAUGGCUGCUACCACAGAUAAACCUGAUCAUUGGAGUUUAGCAAGUACUUACCUGAAUAAUGUUUUCUUAAAAACGGACACACAAAUUUUUAAUACCCUGUAACCUUUUGCAUUGCACCUUGGUUAAACACGGAAAGUGAAUUUGGAAGUCUGAUUGACUCUGGUAAUUCAUUCAAGAUAUGUGCAAUUGCCACAGAAAAGGAUUUUGAGUAUACAGCUGUUUUGUGUUGGGAGAUGAGCAAAGAACAAUUUCUCCAAGGGCGUGUACCUAUAUAAAGACGUGAACCAAGGUACUGAAAAUUGUCAGCAAGAGAGGAUGGGGACUGUGUCUUUAAUGUUUUCUUAAGCCCAAAAAGGAAAUGGAAUUGUCAUUGUUAGUAAAGUUUUAGCCAAGAAAAUCUAUUGCAAUAUGGGGCGGUGUGCUCAUGACUCCACAAAAUAAAAAUAAAAUGGACGCAUAAAUUUUGAAUAUGCUGUAACCUUUUGUAUUACACCUCGGUUGAUUCGCCAUAAACAGUAUCACAGUAAUAAAAAAUAUUGUUUACAAGAGACUGAAGUAAAUAUUUUUUAACUUAGGUCAACAAAAGCUGUUUUAGAUAUUUGAGGCCAUGCAAAGUGCCAAACCAAAUGUUUUUCUACUUAUCAGCGUUAAAUGUGGAGAUCAAUUUAGUGAACUAGAAAGCAAUCUUUUCAGAAUCAUCACAAAAUAUCUUUACAGCCAAAAUAUUUACCUAGGCACAAAUUACUACAUGACAUCUGCAAAAUUCUUUGAAAACAAUGAUAUUAAAAAAUGAUUAUUGUCUCUACAUUGCAAAGGCUACAAAAAUAUGACAAGAAUAAAUUAUGUUGAUUACAUGAAAGCUUAGCAAAGAACUAAAGUGACACACUAGUAAAAAAUUACCAUACUCUACACAAUAAGUUAAGUUAUUUAGACAAGUAAAUUACGUAAGAACUAUGCAGUGUCCCGAGGGAUCAAACCAAGCAUUAAACAUACAUAGGUAAAGCAAGCUUAACAAGUUAACACAAACAGGUGAUUAUUACGAAUGUGAACAAUUCAUCGUUCCAGGGUUCGAGCAUUUUAAACAUCACGGCGCAAUGCAAGUCGUGCUACGACCGCGACGUGGGUCAUACAGGUGACGAGAAUAGCAAACUACCGAGAUACACAUGUCUAGCAAAAAGUUACGUUACAAAGGAACAACAACAUAAUUUAACUUAGAGCAUGACCAAAAAAAAAAAACAGUUUGCAUGAGCAGAACAUGCCAAAGUGCACAAUGAUGCAACAUAAGUAGGCUGAAGUUAACAUGAAAAUGAAAGUACAAGGCUAAAUCCAAACAAUAAUUGUGAAGUGGCAAGCUGAAUCAAGUAAUCUCAUUGUCAAACUUACGGGAGCGGCCACUCGCACCAGCACAAAUCAUUCACCGUACUUAUGUCGUGUCAUGCCUGCACCUCUGAUGUGUGCACCACGGAACUCUCUCACUAUUUGCAAGCGACUUCAUGCGACAUUCAAAGUCCUGACCUAGUGACCUCGGUCACAAGCAAACAAUCAAUACCAGCUACCAAGAGAGGUUGAAGUUAUGCUAGCAGUUGCUUAUAUGCCCUACGGAGGUGCUAUCGUGCCUAGAGUGGAGGGGGAAGAAAUAGAAGUGGGACGGUUGGCAGGCACAUGACGUCAAAAAGCGGGUGAUUCCGCUUCAGAACGAUUCAUUUGCAAUCCAUUAUUUAUAGACAAUUUCAAAAUACCAUCGAGAUCCAUAUUUAACUUGCGUAUACCAUUUAUUAAAUCAUGAGGUGGAAAAGACAUGUAAACUUGUAAAUCAUCAGCAUAUAAGUGGUAUUAACAGUUCUGAACAGAUAAAGGAAGAUCAUUAAUAUGUGAGGAAAACAAAAGCAGGCCAAGUAUGGGACUCUGUGGAACACCUGAGCAGACAAGGCGCCAGACUGACAUUGACUUACCAGAUUUAACACACUGCUACGUGUUGGAUAAGUAAGAUUAAAACUAUGCAACAGCAUUAUCAGAGGGAUAUCAUUGUUAACAUUGUCAAAUGCUUUUUUGAAGUCUAAUAAACUGAGAAGUGUAAUAUGUUUGUUUUCGAUUUCAUGUUGAAUGUUAUUGAGUAUAAUGACAAGUGCAGUGUUUGUACUAUGAAGAUUUUUAAACCUGGACUUUUAUUUGACCAACAUGUGAUUUUCAGUUAGGUAAGCUCUCAUUUGACUAAGUACAGUGAACUCUAGCAGCUUGGAUCAACUGGAAGAAUAGUUGAAAGAUAAUCUCAGAUAGAUGGUGGUGACUAGGUUUUGGAGACAGGUAUAACAUAAGCUAAUUUCCACAAAGAGGGGAACUGAAUUUGCUAAAGAGAAACUGAAAUUAUUAAAGAGAAGAAUGAGUAAACAGGGAAGCAGUAAUUUCAUUACUGGAUAAGCAAAUUAUCCACACUUUCAGCACUGUUUUUUAUGCAGUAAACUGUUUUAUGGUUAUCUUUAAACAUUUUUAAAAGAAAACAUUAAUUCAGGAUGCGUAGAUUUCCUGUUGAUAUCUGAUUGUGUAUUGUUUUAUUAUUUGUAUGAUUACUAUAAUUUUACUUCUACAAUAAUAACUGUCUCUUAUUAACACUGCUUUAUUCUUUAUUAUCACUUCCUGCAUCGUUACAUGUUAUCCACUCCAACUCGUCUACCUUGUAUCACUGCUGCCAACACUCUCUCUUUUAAAGUCCCAAGUCUUUAUCAUACAGUAUUACACUUAAUAUCAGCAUAUAAAUGAAUUAUACAAGAACUGCAAGUUUUAAGCUGUCAGUUUUAACAUCAAAUCAAGUGUCUAGUUUCUUUUCUUCCAUACCCCUAACCUUCGUAGAUUUCUCCAGAGCUAAGCAGGCGACGUGAGAGAGCCAAGUGAAAGUGCACGAGUGAACCUAGCUUUGUGCACCUCUUGCGUACAGCUAUUUCUUUUUAAACUAUGUUUCGAAGUGCACAUCUGCUAAGUUAUUCGAUGACAAAUCUUUUGAACUGACUGUACACAGCAUCUCUCCAUGCCAUGAGUGAUGGGAUGGGAUAGAUAGCCUGGGUCAUCAGGGGAAGGAGGCGAAUGUGUUUCUUAAGGAAAUUGUCUAAAGGUAUUGCAGAAAAAAUUCACUUUAUUAUCAGUGGAAUAGAGGCUUUUUAUUUCUUCCCACGGAAUCUGCUGCCCAGCAGCAACUAAAGCAGCUUUGUCAAUAUUCUCCAAGUGUCUAAAAGUAAUAAUUUUUGCUGGAAAUUUAGGAACCUGAAUUGAAAAUGGCACCUAAAUCAAGUCAUGGCGACAAAGUCCAGGAGGUUAGAGGUGAUGUUAGAUCCAAGUAGAUAUGUGACAUGGCUUUGUGGUGUUUAGCGCUAAGAGGAUACAUAGAUAUAUUGCAGGAGUUAACCACGUUUUGAAACUGACUUGCUUCUGUGGAAUUUAAUAACGUAUUGUUAAAAUCACCCAUGGCAAUUAUGUGAAUGUAAUUGCUAGAGUUAUUCACAAGAUUUGUUUCAAAAUCACUGAAAUCAGCUACAUUAGGAGGUUUAUACACUACUCCUGGCUUACAGUUAUGUCUCUAAAAAUAAAGAUUUACGGACUGGGAGAGGAUGUACCAGGUCUCGGGUAUGAGAAUAGCACGGAGGCUUUGAUCGUGAAAAAAAGCUUCAAACUCCGAAUGGUGGGCAUUGCUGUGCGUCAGCUGUAUGCAUCUGGGGUAGGGGCGGACAAUAAAGGAUCAGCAACGAGCUGAGGACCAAGGGCAGGUCGCACAGUUCCGCGAAAUACUCUGACACUGGGCUCAGUACUGACAACAUCUGGAAAUAAUUACCCAUACUAAAAAUACUAAAAAGCAGAAAUUUUUGAAAACAAUAUCCACAGUACUCACCAGGUCUUCAGCCUGGCAGCUUGUGGUACAGUCAGCAAUUCCACUCAUGCACACACUUAUACCAUUGCUAUUAACUCUAAAUGCACUAUAAUAAUUGAUUUUCCUAACUAAAAAGAUGAGUCUCUAAUGGAUUAGAAUGUAAUGCCUAAAAUAAUUUCUGAGCAAAGAAUAUACACAAACACACACACUGAGAAUAAAGUAACACAAAUUAAUAUCACUAAAAUAAAAUGAAAGCAUACUUCUAAAUAAACAAAUAAGUUUGUCUGCAGCUUCGAACUAAACAUUAGAAUCCUUUUUCUAACUCCCAACACUGUUUUGCGCUGAUAUUUUCUUUUGCCGCCUUAAGAAUUUGCUGUCUCUCGUUUGUUAAAGACUCUGUGAUCACUAGUAGAAAACCUUUUAAGUAAUCUCUCGACAUGGAAUACUUGCAGUCUGUUUUGGUAGUUGAUAAAUUUUACUAUGAUAGGGGGUGAACUGUCUCUCACAACAUCAGCAACUGAACGUUUUGGUUUCCCGAUUCUGUGACACCUGGCAAUGUCAGAUUGACUUAACUCUAAUUGAAAACUGUCUUGUAUUACGUUUCUCUUGCUGUACUGCCAAAGAUCGUCCAACUUUUCAUCUUGAGAUGUGAGCUUCUCCUUGACUGCUUCAAGUCAAUGGUUGGUUUUGUCAAGUUUUGUUUUGAAAAUAACAGAAAAAGAAGCAAGGUCCUUUUGAAGUGUCUGAAUGUCCAGGUGCUAGUGGAACACUCAAAGCUGUUGGCAGACCUGCUUCUACAGGCCGUUGAGCUUGUUUGUCACCUUCUUUGGCAGUGUGGUGAACUAAAUAUGAACACAGUUACUAAGAAAAACAAAUUAAAAAAUGAUGUUUUGAUGCUAUUAUCAACAUGUUUAGUGAUUUUGUGCUUGUAAAAGUGUUAUAGAUUGUGUUACGUGAUAACUUAAUGUUUAUAGAGAUGUAUUUACUACAUGAUUUUGCAUUACGGCAAUUAUUCGGCUGAUCUGAAAAGGUCUUGGCCUCAAUUGGUUCGGAUUAGCAGGACUUUAAUGUGCGUAGUUAUUUAGCUCAGUCUCAAAUUUUGUGUAAAAUAAAAGAUAUUUCAGAAGGGUGUCAAUGUAAAGUCAUAGCCUUAAACCUAUCUCUAGACAAACAUAACUAUACUACUGUGCGGCAUUCCUAGUAUUAAAGAUUAAUACAUUUAAGACCAUAAAAUCAGGGUGGUUGACUUGAACCGUUACUGUAAUGUUGUUAUAUGAAUAUAUAAUGCAGAGAUUAUUGGAAAAAUGAAGUAUGUGAAAUAUCUGAUUUUAUUACAGUUAUCUGUAAAUAUGGCUGCUGUUGAGUGUUUGUCUUUAUUUGGAGAUGUUGCCAUGUGUGUGACACAUGUAUGUAGUUUUUAAUGUAGCAUUUUAUUUCUUAAUGUGUGUGUGGAUUGAGCAUUAGAUUCAACGUGAUCUGUGAAGAGCUUUAGAGAUCAAAAUGUGAUAAAAUUGUCAGGAUCAUGAUAGUCUGUCUUGCAAUUGCUCAAAGCGAUUAUGUUUUUAUAGAAUAGUGAUUGAAUAAAAUAUAAAAAGAGUAA
Messenger RNA from Bacillus rossius redtenbacheri, 12905 nucleotides. Its product is annotated as trehalase. Bases 300 to 2207 code for a protein of 635 amino acids. Lineage: Eukaryota; Metazoa; Arthropoda; Insecta; Phasmatodea; Bacillidae. Gene Ontology annotation, biological process: trehalose catabolic process. Gene Ontology annotation, molecular function: alpha,alpha-trehalase activity. The transcript has 7 exons. The record is from RefSeq and is a predicted model, not a curated record.